GGGAGGAGGAAGGAGGAGACGCAGCGCUCAGACGGGCGUGUUUUAUGUUUUAUGUUUUAUGUGCUGCUGCGGCAUAUGACGCGGGCCGAGAGGAAGAAUCCACACGAUCCACAGAAAAGGCUUGCAAAGUAUCAGUGGACCGCCAAAGCGCCACCUUGACUCUCGCCGUGACGUCGUUACAUCGCCAGGAGGGUCCCAGGCAGAGACGACGUGCUCGCGCGUGUGCGUGUGCGCCUUCGUGAAUGCGUGCGUGCGAAUGGGACAUCGAGACAUGUGCGUGUCGAUGGGCCUCCCCUUCCUCCCCAUCCUCCUCCUCCCUUUGACCUUCCUCUCGCCGCCCGCACCUCGGCUGGCUCAGGGAGCCCUCGUCAUCCCGCAAGGCUACAAAGCGACCAACAUUUCACAGCCGCCUGUGCUCACGGCGCCCUCAGAGCUGAAGACGUCGUACACGGCUUUUUCCCGUGACGACAUCAAUCUGCCGUGCGAGGCCUCCGGCGACCCGCCGCCCACGUUCCGCUGGGUGAAGGACGGGCGGACGUUCGGGUCGGAGCGGACGGGAAGCGGAACGCUGGUGCUCGACGAGGACGAGGAAUUGGAAUUGUACCAGGGAAUGUUCCGAUGUUACGCCUCCAACAUGCUAGGCACCGCCAUGACGCAGACGGUGCGCAUCAAUGUGGAGGCCCAGCCAGUCCUGCAGAAGCAGAAGAAGUUCCGCCGGCAAGCGUACGUGGGCGAGAGCAUGGUCCUGUCCUGCAAGCCUCCGCCGAGCUCCACGCCGCCGCUCAUCCACUGGAUGGACAAGAAGAUGGUGCACAUAAGGCAGAGUGACAGAGUGACGGUCGGCCUCAACGGCAACUUGUACUUCGCUAAUCUGCUCAAGAGCGACAGCCGAGUGGAUUACAUCUGCAACGCCCAGUACACGGCAGCCAGAACCAUCUUGCCCGACACCGCCAUCGCCUUAACUGUGCUGCCCAGUAACGACGUUGUUCGCGGCAAGCCGCCUCACAUCUUCCACCCGAGCGGCUCCCGCUCGUCGGUCCUAGCGCUCCGCGGCCAAAGUCUUACCUUGGAAUGUAUUCCCAAAGGCCUUCCGACUCCAAAAGUGGAGUGGAAGAAGAAGGACGGCAACCUGGAUGAAACCGGCGGGCACCCGCAAAACUACAACCGCUUGCUCUACUUCGACAGCGUCAGUCAGAGCGACGACGGCGAGUACGAGUGUCGAGCGUUCAAUGCCCAUGGCUCCAGCGCGCACUCCUUCACCGUCACUGUUGAAGCUGCUCCCUACUGGGUGAAGGAACCCCAGAACCUGCGUUACGCUCCAGGCGAAACCGUGCGAUUGGACUGUCUGGCGGAAGGCAUCCCGACGCCCAACGUGACCUGGAGCAUCAACGGGCAGCCGCUCUCAGCGGUGGACGAGGACCCUCGCCGCAGCGUGUCGGGCAGCGUGCUGAGGCUGAGGGACGUCCUGCUGAGCGACACGGCGGUGUACCAGUGCGAAGCCGCCAACGAACACGGCUCCAUCCUGCUCAACGCCUACCUCCACGUCGUCAAGCUCCCCCCUCAGAUCCUGUCCUCAGACGGCGUCGUGUACCGGGUCACGGCGGGCGGGACCGUCAAGAUGUCCUGCGAGACAUUCGGCUCACCGCUCCCUCACGUCAAAUGGGAGUGGGAGGAUUGGGCCCCCCUGUUGUCGGACCCUCGUGUAUUCCUGCUGACCAACGGGACGCUGGAGUUGUCCGACGUGGGCCCCGGCGACAGGGGCAUGUACACUUGCUUGAUCCAAAACACCAACAUCUCCAUCAACGCUCACUUGGAAGUGUUCAACAGCACAACGAUCGAGACGGGCCCGCAGAACGUGCGAGCACUGCGAGGUGGGAACGCCUUGCUGGACUGUCACUUCAGCAAAGACCCCCGAUUGCUGCGCUACCAGAUCAUCUGGAGGAAGGACGGGCAAAAACUGGACGAAUCAUCGCAGGAUGAAAAGUACCAAGUCUUUGCAAAUGGCACAUUGAAGGUGACUGACAUCCAAUCAAAAGAUAACGCGGCGUAUUCGUGCGAGGUGAUCACAGAACUGGACCAGGUGACGGCUAGCGGCUCCAUCACAGUCGUGGCUCCUCCGGACCCCCCUCAGGAUGUGAGUCUGACUGACGUGAAAGACGACACUUUGACUCUGAGCUGGAUUCCGGGUCGCUCGCACAACAGCCCCAUCACAGAGUUCAUCGUUGAGGCCAAGGAGGAGCAGCACUCACGCAGGCACGACGGCGACACCUGGAGGUGGGAGGUGCUGAACCGGGUGCCCGCCCACUUUAACCACCUGCAGCUCAGCCUCCGCCCUUUCCGCACCUACGCCUUCCGCGUCGUCGCCGUCAACCAGCUCGGCCCCAGCGAGCCCAGCCGGCCCACCGCCCUCCACAGCACACCUCCGGCGGUACCACACAGCAACCCCACCGGUGUACGCAGCGAAUCCUCCGACGCGGGAACGCUCGCUAUCACGUGGGAUGAGAUGUCCAGGCGAUCGCAUAAUGGCCAGGACUUCCAGUACAAGGUGUUGUGGAGGAAGGCGGGAGACAAAACCGACCGCUGGAACCACGGCUACGCCAAGUCUCCACCUUUCUCGGUCAAUAAUACAGGAACGUACGAGCCCUUUGAGAUCAAAGUUCAAGCUGUCAACACACUGGGAGAAGGACCUGCCCCGGAAGCCCAGAUCGGACACUCAGGCGAAGAUGUACCCGAGGAGUCUCCCAGCGGAGUGGCGGUCCAGGUGAUGAACCGCACAGUCGGCGUGAGCUGGAAUGAAGCCCAGAAGGUCCGCGGUCUUCUUCUGGGCUACAAGAUCUACAUCAAGAGGCUGGGCCCCGAGGGGGGACGGGUGAGGCGGUCCCCUGCGAAACUGCGCCACCUGCAGGAGGGAAAGGCGCGCGAGGGAAGAUCAGAGCGAGCAAAGGCAGACGACAAGGUGGUGGUGGUCCACGGCAUGAAGACCGCCACAGAAGUGAUGGGUCUGCAGCUCUUCUCCCGCUACACCGUUUCCGUCACUGCCUUUAACAGCAAAGGAGAGAGCCCCGCCUCCUCGCCAGUCCACUUCAGCACCCCGGAAGGAGUGCCUGGCCCACCGGCAUCGCUUGUUUUUGAGAGCCCCUCUGAGAACUCUAUGCUUCUCUACUGGACCCCCCCACUCCAAACCAACGGAAUUCUCCUGGGAUACAUGGUGCAGUACCAACAAGAGGUGAAGAGCAGGGAUAGUCCAGUGCAGAUGGAGAUCAUCGGUGAUCCCAGUGUGACCCACCUCAUGCUGGAAUCUCUGGACCCCCACAGCUACUACACCUUCCAGGUGAUCGCUCGCACCUCCGCUGGGGACGGACAGCCCAUCACCAGGAGGAAUGCCACCCUUUUUGACGGAGUUCCUCCAAGAAACAUUACUGUCAUGCCUGAUAAGACAUCGCUCAACCUGAGCUGGGUGCCUGGAGAGCGAGAGAGGAACCAUGGCUUCCACAUCGAUUUCCUUAAGAAGAGUGCUGGGGGUCAGUGGAAGGUGUCAGAAAUGGUGAACUCGUCGCAGGGUUUCUACUCGCUGACAGGUCUUCAGGCAGGAACUGAGUACCACCUUGUUGUCAUGCAUGGGAACUCCACUCAGUGGGAAGCUGCAAAAUGGACCUUAGGACCAGGGCCAUCGGAGGUGAGCAGCGGCUUCGCCAAUCAGGGCUGGCUGAUCGGCCUCAUCAGUGCCAUUGUGCUGCUUAUUCUCAUCCUUCUCAUCUUGUGUCUGGUCAAGCGCAGAAAGGGUGGCAAAUAUGCAGUGAAGGACAAGGAAGAGAAGGAGGUGGACUCGGAAGCCAGGCCCAUGAAGGACGAAACCUUCGGAGAGUACAGCGACACGGACGAAAAGCGUUCGGAAAGCCAGCCGUCGCUUUGUGGCGACAGCAAGCUGGGCAGCGACGACUCGCUGGCCGAGUACGGCGACAGCGUGGACAUCCAGUUCAAUGAGGACGGCUCCUUCAUCGGCCAGUACAGCGGGCGCGCCCCUGCACCCGCCGGGAACGAGAGCUCGGGUCCUGCCUCGCCGGACAACACGGCCCCGCCUCCCCCCAUCGCGCCGUCCAUGUCGAGUGUCCUCAGCCGACCCAGUUAAACACACACCCACACGUCCACUGUCUGAAUACAUUCCACACCUUUAUGCAGAGAUGUUUACAUGGUGGUUUGCCUUUUCUAUGCCACGUUUACACACACACACACACACACACACACAUAUACACACACCCACAUAGAUACACUCACACUCGUUUCCCAAAAUGUUCCACCUUUGAAAUUAAGCAAGUUUUGAAAUAUUCCAAGCUGGACACUUUCCAUUGGCAUUCACGUAAACUGACAUAAACCCUCACCAUUCACGGGUCGUGGAGGCAAGCGACAGAGCCCUUCAACAAAUGGCUAAAACUGAAAGUAAUUGAUGCUAGCCCUCAAAAAUGCUCAGAAUUGCCCAUGGUAUCUCUUUUAACCACGAAUAAAUCACAAACUAUCUUACCAAACCACUUUAUCAUCUUACAUUACUCCUAAAAAAGCAAAUAGCUCGCAGAUUAUUCUUUUUUUAUUUCAAAAAGAUGUUCAACAGAGCAAAAACAACAUGCAACAAACAGUUUUUGUAACUUCUGCUUACAAUCCAGGCUAAACAUAUCCCCUCCCUAGCAUUGAAAGAUCUCUCAGUCAAGAUGAUUCCUUGACGCCAAUUGCUACAGGUGUGUUUAUAUUUCGCCAAGACUUUGGCACCACCUAGCAGCAUUACAAAAAUUGCAUUCAAAUCUUUUUUAUUUUUUUAUUUUUUUAUUUUUUAUUUUUAAAUAGCUGAUAGGUUCCAAAGAAAGAAAACACCAAUACAUGAAUUUGCAAGUAGUGAAGCGCAAAUAGCCAUCUGUUCACUGUCGAUCUUAAAUCCAAUUCUAAAUGAAGAAAAGCUAAAUGACUCAGUUUUCUUCCCACAUUCCAAAACAUGAUAGGCUGAUUGAAGAUUCUAAAUUGCCAUUUGUGCGAACGUGAGUAUAAAUUGUUUGUCUAACAAUUUCCGCGACUGACUGUCAAAAAGGCAGCUGGGAUGGGCCCCAGUUCACCCGCGAUCAGACAAGUGCUUCUGACAAUUGACGGAUGCAUGGAAAAAAGCUAGAUGUGCCGAUGACACGUAGAAUUUUGAAUUUGACCAAACGUUUGGGGCAGAUACGCCUGUAAAAGUUGCAGUUCACUGUACGACAAUGAAAUUGAAAUAUCAGACGCGCGAGGUGAAUCUGUGACGUUCAUCACUUUCACAUUUGCAGAAAUAGCUGCUUGUUUAAUUUCCCGUUGGACGCAGACAGACACACAACAUUUUGUACACGAGACAAUAAAAAGUCACUUUUACCUGUCCCCUUUGAGACUUUUUUUAUUUUUAUUUUUUUGAGUCUUCAUAUUAGCAGUUGUGGAAUAGGGUGGCCCUUCCACUGCAUUUCCAAUUAUGCUGCAAGCAUCAAAAAGAUUACGAUGUUUUCUUUUCUGCCAAGUUCCACGUUCCAGACUAAUCCGCCCAUGUAGCAAAUUUCCAAGCUGAUUCCCUGUGAAUUUGCUCGUUGAUUCCCAUGGAAAGUUUCCAGCUUGAAAAUGUUCCGCCGAGACGGACGAGGUCGGAUGACAGCGGGCAGUGUUGGAGUCACGUGACCACCAAGUCACAUUUGAAACCUUGCUUUUCCGAGCGCGCGCGUGAUCGUUAUCAAUGUUACCAGACAUUUUGCCUUACGAGAGUCCCACCGAUCCUCCUCACCUCACUCUACCCACACGCAUACACUCACACAUACCACAGUUGUUACCCAGCACCCAAACAGGAAAUAGCAUGGCGUGAAACAUGGGUCCUGUGUAGCAAACCUCACAAGGAGGCUCCUCCAUUGAUUAUUGUUCUCUGAAUGUAAAUACAACUUAAAGAUUGUCUUUUCUUUCGUCAUUGCUUCUUUUGCUCUUCGAUCUCAUGAUCUUUUGUAUGAUAUAACUCUGGUCUGGUGUCGCCUUCACACUGAAUGCUAAAAUAACAUUUGCCGCGGAGUCGUUUGGUCAACUGUGACGAGUUUGGGUUUAGGAUAGAGGUUUGAGGUUUGAGGUUUGGGUUAGGGAUUAAGGGUUAGUAUCAAGGGGUGAAUGUUGGGUUAGGGGGGGUUAAGGCUAAGUUUGGCCCACAGAAUUCGUUUUUUUGUUUGUUUGUUGGGAAUGCGGCCGCUCGCGUGGAUGUUCACGUAGCAUUCGGUGUGAACGCGACGCAAAGCUUUGCUAUUGUGUCACUUUUGUAGAUGAGACAAAUUUAGAGGAGUGGUUCUCAACUGUUGUCACUCUGGGACCGUGUCGUAACCCACUUUUGUAGACGUUAAGAACAAUACAGAACAGGUUUUGUUUAAAAAAAAAAUAAAAUAAAAAAAAAAGCCUCUCACAAAACGUAUAGCAUAUUAUAUUUUCCAACCCCGUUUCAACCAAAACCGCCAAAAGCAUAUUGAUCACCAUGAUGUCCGCCAGCCAGAGGCAGAGCUGCUCUGUAUUUGUUUACGGCGUAAACUCGUGGCUAAAGCGCGAGGCAGCGACACUUCCUGUUGCUUACCUAAUACGUUCUAUGUGGGAACGUCUUACGCCGCUGUACUGUAGCGCCAAAGAACAAAAUAAGAAUACAUGCAAUUUUUUACGAGCUGUCCGCGACCCACUUUUGGGUCCCAACCCACCAGUUGAGAAUCACUGAUUUAGACCAUAGAUUCACAGCACUUCUUUUCCACUUUCCUUUUUUUUGUUGUUGUUGUUGUUGUUAGCGCUUUUAGCCACGCAGCAGAUGGUGACGACGAUAAAUUUCGAAGCUCCGUUAAAUAUGCCAACAUUUACACUGUGUUUUGUUGCUUUGUGCGGACCGGCUCUCAUUUCUAUGAGCCCCAAGAUGACAAUUUACAAGAAAAGACAACAAAAUCCAAUGCUGACAAUAACAAGUUUAAUAUACAAGACUCUAAGAAAUGUUGAAAAGUUUCUUGAAGCAACAACAAUCAACCUUCACAAUCGAAAGCCAAACACGUCCACGUGUACACCGCAUGGGUUGCCUUGCAGAAUAGCGCACGAUACGAAAUAGUCCUAAUAUUUUGAUAUCUCAAUUAUAACAGCGAUCAUGUGACAACCCAAAUAUUGGGGGAAAACAGACUUACACUACACAUUUUUACUUCCCCUCUUCAUGGAAAAAAAACAAUUUUUAUUGAGUUGUACAGAUAGUAGGCGACGUUAAUAGUGGAAAAGGUUUAGAAAUAAUUUACCUUGGUCUAAUUUCUUUCUAGCGCAAAAAGCUGGAUUUUUGAACAGGGGUUUGCAGCCUUUAAUAUCCGCUGUACAUCAUCUUAUCUAUGGAACUGAAAAAAACUCGUCAAAACGCUUGGUUGAUUAAAAUCAAGUAACGACUUUUAGAUACACGGUGUUAAGAAACAGAAUCAAUACAUUGCGACAUACUACCCCUCGUAAACGUAAUCGCAAAAUUUGAAAACAAAAUAAAAUAAAUUAGAGCAAAAGGUCAGUUUUGAAGUAUUAACAAACAGCUAUAAAAGAAUAUGUCACAGGUGUCAAACUGGAAAUUAUGUGCAUUAUUUGAUGAAGCAAGAUACUACAAACAAAUAUUUUUGUGAGCAUUUUUAUUAGAAAUUUGGGUGGCAUUAUUUUUAAUUGACAGCAGGAUAACAAACUAAAUGUUUUUUUGUUUUUUUUUCCCGUUGGUAAGAAUGCCGGAAUCAAAUGCAGGGGCAAUUCUGUAAUACCGUGAUACUAUACUACAACUGACCUAAACGAGUGGGUUGACACGUGUGCUCGAUGAAAAAAAAUUAAUGUGUGUACAGUACAGUAUGUGUUCUUGUGGACGUGGCUCUGACUUUUAAUGAUUUGGCCAAUCCAAAGUCAACGUGGAAGCUUCUUUGCUCAUAUACGUCGCCGGUGUUGCUCUGCUCUCACACUGUAUGUCUGCCUUCUUUUAUAUGCAUAAUAUCUGUACAAUAUAUGAACACGGGAAACAAUACAAACUAUGGUAUGGAAAAAAAGUCCCACAAUUGAGGUAAAUAACAAAUACUAACAAUACAGCAAAUAAGAAACUGGCGGUACGGUUGCAUGGCGUCGCUUUCGAUGCUCGAUGAUGAUGAAGAUGAUGAUGAUGAUGAUGAGGAGGGGGGCUGUACUGCACAAGAGCGGUAAUGUUGCAGCUGCUUGUUGAAUUGUGCGCUGUGCUCAAACUAGCAAACUAACCGCAUUCUGUCAACUAAUAAACAACAAAUUGCGUAACCA
Molecule: messenger RNA, 8295 nt
Organism: Phycodurus eques (leafy seadragon)
Lineage: Eukaryota; Metazoa; Chordata; Actinopteri; Syngnathiformes; Syngnathidae
Product: neural cell adhesion molecule L1.1-like
Exons: 28
Coding region: 257-4129 (1290 amino acids)
Biological process (GO): cell-cell adhesion
Molecular function (GO): protein binding
Source: RefSeq, a predicted model, not a curated record